AUGUCUAAAGUAAAUUAAUUUGAAUAAAAAUUAAUAAAAACUCAACAGUAAUUUAAAUUAUCUAAUAAGAUGGAUUAAAAAGAUAAUUCAGAAGAAAGAAUUGUAAAAUUGGUCAAUAAAAACUAAACUUUAAGUAAUAAUAUUGAUUUUUUAUUGUAAGAAAAAAAAAAUAGAUGCAAUUAACUCCAAGUAAAAAUUGCUAAAUUAAUUCAAUCAGAUGAAUAAAAUCAUCUUUAAUAUGAGAGGUUAAAGAUUAAAUAUUUAGAUUUGAAAGAAAAUUUUAGAAUAAAAAUAAAUAAAAUUAAACAAUCAAUUGUUUAAUUAGGUGAUAUUAAGGAGUCUUUGAAUUAAUAAUUUAAUAGAAUAAGUAAUUUUAAUAAAUAAAUCUUGGAAUAAUUAUAAGUAUUUAUAACAUAAAGAAAAGAAUUGGAAGAGAUGAAGAGAGUAAAUUAAUAAAAUUAUAAUCUAAUAAAAUAAUUGAGAUUUUCUUAAGAAUAAUUAAUUUAAGAAAAAAAUUUGUUAUAAAAGAUUUUAGGUUAAAAAGAAGCCUAAUUUUCAAUUUUCCAGCUUAAAACUAAGGAUAUUGAAUUAUAAAAUUAAAUAGAUUCAGAAUAAUUAAAAUAGAAUAUUGUAUCUCUAAAGGCACGUUUAGAAAAUUCAAACAAUAAGUUUUAAGAUUAAAAAGAUAUAGAUUGCUAUAUAUAAGAAUAUACAUAGAAGGAUGAAUAAUAGAAGAAAAUGAAAAAUAAAAUAAACUAAAAUUCUUAAAAUAAUGAUUAAUAAAAAGAGUUAUAUUUUGAAUCAAAUGAUUGUGAAGUAAAAAGUGAGUAUGCUGAUGAAAACUAUGCAAAUAGCAAAAAUGAUGGUUGUUAGAUAGUUGAAGAAAAUAAUAAUGAAUAAUAAUUUGUAUCUGAAGGACCUGUAAAUAAUUGUAUAGAAAAUAAAGAUUAGAAUUAAUAAGAGAAUAUUUAUUUGGAAGGUGAAAGUUAUUUAGAAGAAGAUGACACAAAAAAAUUUGAUUUUAAAUAAUAAAAAUUAUCAGAAACUAAUAUUGAUUUAAAAGAAUAAUAAAUAAGUUAGGAAAUUGAAUAAACAAAAUAGAAUGAUAAAUAGGAUUAACUUAUAAAUACAGAUGAAAAUGAUUUAGAAUUAUUAGAUGUGUAAUUUGAUGAUGAUUUUUAUGAUGAAAUGGUAUAAGGAAAAAGUGAUAAAGAGAUAUAGAAAGUUAAACUCGAGGUAUAAACACCUUUAUACAAUAAUAUUAAUGAUUUUGAACAAGUAUAAAAAUUAGAGGAAAAUAAUUAAUAAUCAGGAUGGGACUUUGAAGGCUUUUGA
Messenger RNA from Paramecium sonneborni, 1335 nucleotides. The record is from the annotation of a GenBank genome assembly. NCBI's taxonomy places the organism in Eukaryota, Ciliophora, Oligohymenophorea, Peniculida, Parameciidae.